AUGUCGUCGGUCAAAUUCGACGUCAAGGAGACGGUAGCCAGCGUGACUGGCAAGCAGGACCUUGCGAAUGAGGUCGGCAAUGCAAUCACCAAAGGUGCUGGUGCUGGCGGCUACCUGGCUGCCUACUUGCGCCACCUGCAAACCAACCCUCUUCGCACCAAGAUGAUCACUUCGGGCUCGCUCUCUGGUGCUCAAGAAAUCCUCGCCUCAUGGAUCGCCAAAGACCGCAACAAGAACGGUCACUAUUUCACCUCGCGUGUGCCCAAGAUGGCCCUCUACGGUGCCUUUGUCAGCGCUCCUCUUGGCCACGUUCUCAUCAACAUCCUGCAGAAGGCUUUCGCUGGCAGGACCAGUUUGAAGGCUAAGAUCUUGCAGAUCCUCGCCAGCAACCUGAUCAUCUCUCCUAUCCAGAACACCAUCUACCUCUCCGCCAUGGCCAUCAUCGCUGGCGCCCGUACUUUCCACCAAGUCCGCGCCACCGUUCGUGCUGGCCUCCUCCCCGUCAUGAAGGUCAGCUGGUGCACCUCUCCCCUGGCUCUGGCUUUCGCACAGAAGUUCCUGCCCCAAGAGACAUGGGUGCCCUUCUUCAACAUCAUCAGCUUCAUCAUUGGUACUUACAUCAAUGCUCACACCAAGAAGAAGCGUCUGGCUGCUUUGAGAAAGAAGCACUACGGUGACUCCAGAAGCACUGGUCGUCCUGAGGACGAGAGACGUCCCAACUUCUAG
Molecule: messenger RNA, 726 nt
Organism: Aureobasidium pullulans EXF-150
Lineage: Eukaryota; Fungi; Ascomycota; Dothideomycetes; Dothideales; Saccotheciaceae
Exons: 3
Coding region: 1-726 (241 amino acids)
Cellular component (GO): membrane; cytoplasm
Source: RefSeq, a predicted model, not a curated record